AUGGCUACGUGGUGCAUUUGGGUGGUUUUGGCUCUUGUUCUAGUUGCAACAAGUGCAAGAAAUGUGCCUGUUGGAGAAGGUGGUUUGAAGGAUCAGAAGAAUUUCAUUGGUGGGUUUGGUGGCUUUUCAGGAAUUGGUAACAAUGGUUUUUCUUUUGGAGGUGUAGGUUUUGGCGGUGGUGGUGACGCUGGUGGUGGCGGACUUGGCGGACUAGGAGGUGGUGGUGGUGGAUUUGGUGGAAUAGGAGGUGAUGGACUCGGCGGAAUAGGAGGCGGGGGUCUCGGUGGAAUAGGUGCCGGUGGACUUGGCGGAAUAGGAGGUGGUGCACUCGGCGGAAUAGGAGGCGGGGGUCUCGGUGGAAUAGGUGCUGGUGGACUCGGCGGAAUAGGAGGCGGGGGACUCGGUGGAAUAGGAGGUGGUGCACUCGGUGGAAUAGGAGGAGGUGGUAGUAGUGGACACAGUGAAAUAGAAGGGGGUGGACUCGGCAAUGAUGGCGGACUAGGUGGUGGUGGUGACGGCGGAAUAGGUGCUGGUGGAACCGGUGCUGGUGGCCUCGCUGGUUCUUCUGGACUCGGAGGAUUUAACGGGCUAGGUGGUGGUGGACUUGGAGGUUCUGGUGGUAGUGUCUUUCCUCAUCCUUGA
Vicia faba (fava bean) is the source of this 642-nucleotide messenger RNA. The record is from the annotation of a GenBank genome assembly. NCBI's taxonomy places the organism in Eukaryota, Viridiplantae, Streptophyta, Magnoliopsida, Fabales, Fabaceae.